UGUGGUACCAUCCAACUAUCCUUUCUCUGGCUGCAAAACAGAGAGACGCGGAGAGAAGGCAGAGCAUUUGGCGUAGACGGCUGUUCACCGACAAAAUGGCUGAAGUUGAGGAAACACUGAAGAGGAUCGAAGCCCAUAAAGGUGUGAUUGGAACAAUAGUUGUCAAUGCAGAAGGCAUUCCCAUCAGAACAACUUUAGAUAACUCCACAACAGUUCAGUAUACAAUACUCCUUCGGCACCUCACGAUGAAGGCCAGGAGCACAGUGAGGGAUAUUGACCCCCAGAAUGACCUCACCUUCCUCCGCAUCCGCUCCAAGAAACACGAGAUCAUGGUUGCACUAGAGAAUGACUAUCUGCUGAUAGUCAUCCAGAGCCUAUGUGAAUAGCUUCUGGACAUUUGCAUGAGAGUCAGCCUUUGGUUUGUCACAUGGUGGUUCUUUAUCCAGGCAAAACAUCUUUUUCCACAGUGUUAUGUUGCUCUGUGCACUGCAUAAUCUCUCUUUUGUUCUACUCAGAACUCAAGUGUGUUGCCUUAAUCCUUAAUUACAUGAUCAUUUAAUGUCUGUGUGUUGAUUUUAAAUUUAAAAAAAAUUGAUAUUGAAUAGUAUGAGUUUGUCAUUGUACGGGAUUUACUAAAGCAUUGUCCAUUCUGUUCAUGUACAGAUGGAAUUAAAUGAAAAACCUGAAUAAAAAUACUCUGUAACAUGUCCUGCUUUCAAAAUAUCAGAUGAGUAAAAGUGCUUAAGUGUUAUGAGAAGAAUGUACGUAUGUUUUGUUUGAUACAAGUAGAAGCAGCAGUUGAAUGUUGUUGCUGGUCGAGAUGGAGCUAAUGCUAACUACUUAUGCUGU
Chelmon rostratus (copperband butterflyfish) is the source of this 849-nucleotide messenger RNA. RefSeq names its product dynein light chain roadblock-type 2. Lineage: Eukaryota; Metazoa; Chordata; Actinopteri; Chaetodontiformes; Chaetodontidae. Gene Ontology annotation, biological process: microtubule-based movement. The transcript is spliced from 5 exons. Gene Ontology annotation, molecular function: dynein intermediate chain binding. Gene Ontology annotation, cellular component: centrosome; cytoplasm; cytoplasmic dynein complex. The record is from RefSeq and is a predicted model, not a curated record. Bases 96 to 386 code for a protein of 96 amino acids.